Molecule: messenger RNA, 7741 nt
Organism: Hermetia illucens (black soldier fly)
Lineage: Eukaryota; Metazoa; Arthropoda; Insecta; Diptera; Stratiomyidae
Gene: mGluR
Product: metabotropic glutamate receptor
Exons: 10
Coding region: 869-3949 (1026 amino acids)
Biological process (GO): G protein-coupled glutamate receptor signaling pathway; regulation of synaptic transmission, glutamatergic
Cellular component (GO): membrane
Molecular function (GO): group II metabotropic glutamate receptor activity
Source: RefSeq, a predicted model, not a curated record
CCUUAGACUCACUAGUUGGUGGUGUAUCUAAUAAAAGUCACACCGUAUAGUGUCGAUGGGCUCAUUUUAGAGGGUAUUCGAAUCUUAUAUUAGUAGAAAAACGAGAUUCCAUUAAUUGUAACGAAUUCGUGUAAAAUGAUUACUAUAGCUCCUAAGCAAGUUUUUGGUCUAAUUUAUUCCACAUAAAUAGUCUUAAAAUAUCUGUAUAUUGUAUGAAUAUACUAUGUUCCGCGAGAUACUGUUCGGGUUAAAUGAGAUUCAAUUGAUUAUAAAUAACGAAAGAUUCUACAUUACAUCAUGUAUUCGAAUUUAAAAAAGUGUCGUUUCAAAACGGUUUAGAGUCUCAAAAGUUAUAAACAUAACAUAAACAUUUCAUACAAAACAACACUUGUAUACUUGUGAUGUGAUUUCCAUAAAACCUGGCUUGCCUAUCAGUUGAUAAAGACUCUCAAUUAUACUAUGAAACAUUUUAAUAAAUAAUAAGUGUUCCUGUGUUUUCUACCUUAGAUAAAUACACGCGACCACAAAUUGUUCCUUGUAAGAUGUCAUUUCACCAUCACCGAAACGAGAUAUCAACUUUACCUUUUAUAUCCAUUUAAUUCGAUCUUGAUAGAUAACUCCUAAUAUACCGAAAUGAAAAUAAAGACAAAAAUUAAAAUAAAAAAAUAUUUUCCACCAAAAAUUGGUGGCAAGGCAAUCAGAAAGCGUAAAUGCUAUUCGCUGUACAGUGCUUUAAUAAUAAAUGAAUAAAAUCUGAUGAUGAAUCUGAACGAAAUUAUAGUAAUAACAUGAUGUAGAAUCGAAGAUGCCCAUUUAGUGCUGAAGACGAUGAAGACCAUUGUAGAGUAAAAAAAGGAACCGAAAGAUCAUGUUGUUUGCUAAAACUCACUUAGAGUUUCAAAUCUGCAUUGUGGCAUUGGUGACUACAAUAGUUCUUUCAAAUACCGCAUCCUCUCUUAGAGAAAAUAAUCAACGUGUGCGAUUCAAUCAUGAUAUGAUAGCAGUGAAUAUACCGGGUGAUAUCAUAUUAGGCGGCCUAUUUCCAGUUCAUGAAAAAGGAGAUGGAAUACCGUGCGGACCUAAGGUUUACAACCGAGGUGUUCACCGUUUGGAAGCAAUGCUAUAUGCAGUCGAUCGUGUAAAUCUCGAUUCGAAAAUAUUGCCUGGCAUCAAGCUAGGAGUACAUAUCCUUGACACGUGCUCACGUGAUACUUAUGCUCUCAAUCAGAGUUUGCAAUUUGUUCGAAGAUCUCUGGAUAGUUUAGAUACAAGCGCUUUUGAAUGCAUGGAUCACUCUAUACCGAGAUUGAAAACGGAUUCAAGUGGACCAGUAGUAGGAGUAAUAGGUGGAUCAUAUAGUUCAGUGUCACUUCAAGUUGCCAACUUACUAAGACUUUUCCACAUUCCACAAAUAUCACCGGCUUCAACGGCCAAAGCGCUAAGUGACAAAACUCGAUUUGAUCUGUUUGCCCGCACUGUUCCUCCCGAUACUUUUCAAUCUAUCGCUCUUGUUGAUAUCGUGAAAAAAUUUAACUGGUCUUACGUCUCCACAAUACAUUCAGAAGGAUCCUAUGGAGAAUAUGGUAUUGAGGCAUUCCAUAAAGAGGCAACUGAAAGGAAUGUAUGCAUUGCUGUUGCCGAAAAAGUUCCUAGUUCAGCCGAUGAACGUAACUUUGAUAAUAUUAUAGCCAAAUUGCAAAAGAAACCAAAUGCUAGAGUUGUAGUGUUGUUCACACGUGCUGAAGAUGCACGACGAAUCCUUAUAGCUGCGAAACGUGCCAACUUAUCGCAGCCGUUUCAUUGGAUUGCUAGCGAUGGCUGGGGACGACAGCAGAAGCUAGUAGAAGGUAUUGAGGAUAUUGCAGAAGGUGCUAUUACGGUAGAAUUACAGUCAGAGUAUAUAGCGGACUUUGAUGCGUAUAUGAUGGGAUUAACGCCGGAAAAUAAUCGUAGAAAUCCAUGGUUCGAAGAAUUCUGGGAGGAUGCUUUUGAUUGUUUAUUAGAAAAUAAUUUCCCGGUGGAAUUUGAGAGUGGUGAAAAUUUUCGAGUAUGUGAUCCAAACUAUCGAUUGUCAGAAAAGGUUGGAUAUGAACAAGAAUCGAAAAUACAGUUCGUUAUUGAUGCAGUCUACGCCUUUGCCUACGCCUUACACAAUCUACAUCAUGAUAUAUGCUUCAAGAAACAUUUGGAACGAGAACCGGCACCAACCCUGCCAUAUCCUAUAUGUCCGGAAAUGGCCAAUUACGACGGAAAAGAUUUUUAUAGUAACUACCUAUUAAAUGUUUCAUUUGUUGAUAUGGCUGGGAGCCAAGUGAAGUUUGAUUCCCAAGGUGAUGGGUUAGCGAGAUACGAUAUCUUAAACUACCAAAAAUUGGAGAAUUCAUCUGGAUAUCAUUAUAAGGUCGUUGGUAAAUGGUUUGAUAAACUUGAAUUUUCCGAGGAAAAUAUGGUGUGGAAUCGAGAAAGUGAAAUACCAACGUCUGCAUGUUCAUUACCAUGCCAAGCUGGUAUGAUCAAAAAACAGCAGGGCGAUACAUGCUGCUGGAUAUGUGAUAAUUGUGAAGAAUAUGAAUACGUUCAGGAUGAAUUCACAUGUCGUGAUUGUGGACCAGGCUAUUGGCCACAUCCGGAUAAGUUAAGUUGUUACGCAUUAAAUAUACAAUAUAUGCAAUGGGACAGCGUUUUUGCAAUAAUACCACUAACAAUUGCCUGUGUAGGCAUUAUGAUGACAAUCGUUGUAAUUGGACUGUUUGUUAAACAUCAUGACACACCUCUAGUUCGAGCGUCAGGACGUGAAUUGAGUUAUUUGCUACUUUUUGGAAUUUUAGUGUGUUAUUCGAAUACAUUUGUUUUACUCGCCGAGCCAACCUUAUUAUCGUGUGUGGCGCAACGUUUUGGUGUAGGGGUUGGAUUCUCUAUCAUCUAUGGUGCACUACUAACAAAGACCAAUCGAAUUUCAAGGAUAUUCGAUUCAGCAUCAAAAUCAGCUCAACGACCGAAAUACAUCAGCCCACAAUCACAACUAGUUAUUUCAAUUACAUUCAUUGCUGUGCAAGUGAUAAUCACAAUGAUCUGGAUGAUUGUCGAACCACCAGGAACAAGAAAACAUUAUCCAGAUCGAAGGCAAGUUCAGCUUAAAUGCAAAAUUCAGGAUAUGUCAUUUUUGUUUUCCCAACUCUAUAAUAUGCUGUUGAUAACAAUUUGUACCGUGUAUGCUGUAAAAACACGUAAAAUUCCGGAAAAUUUUAACGAAUCCAAGUUUAUCGGAUUCACAAUGUACACAACAUGUAUAAUUUGGCUUGCAUUCAUACCAAUUUACUUUGGAACAGGAAAUUCAUAUGAGACCCAAAUAAGCACACUCUGCAUCUCAAUAAGCUUAAGUGCAUCAGUGGCCCUGGUUUGCCUCUAUUCCCCAAAAGUUUACAUUCUAGUAUGGCAUCCAGAUAAAAAUGUCCGCAAAUUAACAAUGAACAGUGCAGCUUAUAGGCGAAGCGGCGGUGGUGGUGGUGGCAUCGGAGGGGGAGGCGGUGCCACAAGUAUCGCUGCAGCAGCUGUUGGAGCUGCUGCUGCAACAAGUAGUAGUGGCGCCACGCAGGUAAACCCUGGGCCAACAAUAAGUAACGACAAUUCUCAAGUAGGAGUGAACAAACAACCUAGUAUUAGCUCAAAUAAUGAAGGACCAAGUGCAAGCGACCAACCUCAUCAGCUAAAUCCUUCUUUUACGCCAGCGGUAACUGUUGCUACUACAACUGCUGCUAUUGUUGGGUGCACACCUCCCAAUGAAAAUUCAGAGAAUGACAUAAUCACAAUACAACAAUGUGCACAGCUGAUCGAAAUGACUGGUGUGAAAGACGUAAUAAAAACGCGUUGUAUACAAGUGCCAACUAAUCCUAACACAAUAGAUAGUAUUAGCGAAAGACAACCUGAAACAGCAACCGCCUUACUGUAGUUCAAUUCACAAUUAUAAUAAUCUUUUCAAGUUUACUUCAUACACGCGUUAAGAAUUUCAAAGAACCGCCAUAAUUGCUAGAAUAAAAAAAAAUAUGUUAUAGCAUGAAGAAUAGAAGAAAUGAAGUCAAUAACAAAAGGAAGCUCAUCAGUAUUAACUUUAAAAUGAUAUUUAAUGAUUAAAUUAAGAUAAAAUAAAAUGGACCUAAUUAAAACAAGUCAAGGGGCUCUAUAUAUUUGUGAUUUAUAAUUUUUAUAAAAAUGAACUUAGACCGAUAUAUAUUUAAUUUCCCAACGCUUCGUCAAGUUGCCUCGGCAUCAUCAGUUUCGAAUGAUGGCGACCAUAUUGCAGAAUAACUUUUUCAACCCAAACAAUCAAAGAGUGGCUGAUUUCCCAUUUUGUUAAUUUUCCUGCAGAGUGAAAUAUGAUCUUGCUUUUCCCUCUUUAAAUGUCUGAUAUAAUCUAGGGCAUCAGGGGUAUCAUAUGUACACCCUGUUAAAUAAAUAUAUGUACAAAACCUAUUUCCGUCUUUUUUGUCCUUUAGUUGUUUGGAUAUUCUUUUCUUUUUUCUUCUUUAUUUUGUUUGUUGUUUUUUGGACAUGAUCCUAAUUUUUAAGGAAAAAGUUCUUUCGAGCAAUAUCCAAUUAUGUGUGCAAAAUGACUUCAGUUGCAUCGUGACUAUCGUGUAACAAGUUCCGUUAAUUUUUCAAGCGACUUGUUUACUAUUAUUUUGGGACAACAACGGUAAGUAGUUUUUCGACUGGUUCUAAAGCUGCGUUUCAUAUAAUUUACAUUAAACAAAAAUGCCACGUGCUAUGCACUUCUGAAAAAAGGAACGUGGAUUGAUCACAGGAUUAAGAGAGAAUUGUCUGCAGCAAGAGGUCGUCGAUUGAUGACCGAGACGAGGAGCUCAGUGAAUAAGAAAAAGAGUUGUGCGGAAAUAAAGGUCGCACUGAAACUGACGUGAGAAUUUUUAAGUUGCACAUAUAAUUAUUUAACAGAGUGUAUAUCCAGAUCGAGCAUUUUUUAUUAACAAGAGGGUGAGUAAAACCUACCCAGAAUGUAAUGCCUUCCUAAGUUAUGUAAGGUAAAUUUCUAUUGACUUGAUUGGGAAUUUAAAUUAAUUAAAUUAAAAUUAAAAGGCGUUUCAUUUUUGGCAAUAAAGACCAAGGGUCAUAGAUAACGCAUAAGAUUUCGUUAUUAAUAACAGAAAGGAAAGAACAUUUUAGUCAAAAUCUAGUCAAACUUCAAGUAUUCUAUUUUAUGUAAAUAAAAAUGCUACGGAAAAGAAUAAAAUCAAUAAUUCACGGCUAAGUUCAGUUAAUAACCGAGAUAACUAAUUACAUAUUAAAAACCCAAAAAUCAGUAUUCCAGCAAAAAAAAUCAUUAUUAAGUGCCAAGAUGUCGUUUGUAAUAAUUUAAUCUUUCAUAAAAAAAAACCCUCAAAAUUAAAUUUUGUCCCUGCAGAAUAUUUAACAGGCGGACUACCCCAUAUCCAUAUAUCAAUUAUCUAUUUAUGCUUGUAUAUAUAUUGCAAUGCAAAAUGCUCAACACCCCAUUGUUUGGCCUCAAAUUAUUCAUCUUUUUUGACCAGAUAGAUUUGGAUCUUAAUGUAAUGGCCCUAAAAUAGUAGUUUUAAACAAAAAGAAGAAAAAGGGAUCAAUGGGGUAAGAAAUGGAAACUUGGUACUUUUUUUUCUGCAAAAAGUUUUAAAUCCAAUUUGAUUAUUUUCUAUUCGCUUAUUGUAAUGUCGAAUUUCACGCUUUUCGAACAUUAAUGUUGUUGAUGCUUCUUGAAUGGCUUUCCAGUUUUUUUUUUCUGUAUCUUAAAAAUGUUUUUCAUCACAAACAAUAUCGGAACUUAAAUUGGCAUUCUCAACUGGACUUCUAGCUGGGGAGAUCAAGGUAUCAGAAACUCAUUGAACUUGGUUCAACCCAUUUUUUCAGGAUUUCCUCUUUGUAUUACAGUCUAUUCGCCCAUAACAAUGAAAAUGAAUUUCGAUCUUCCCUCUUACCAUUAACCUAGUACUGUAAAAAUGCACUGAGGCAUCGACGACCUAGGGGUGCAUCUGGUUGAGGGAAUGCCAAAAGUUUACCGUCUACCAACAGUUGUUUGGUGGCUUCAAACGCUUGGACGAUUUCUAGAGGCCACAUAACCUCCCGCGUCUUCGUAUCAGACGGGAAGGUGUUAAGUAAUGCCUGGUGGUGAGUGGCUUUGGGCAAGAAACGACGGUAGUAGUUUGGCUUGCCCAAGUAUCUUUUAACGUCUUUGAUCCUCUUUGACAGCGGAAAGCUCACGAUCGCGUGCACCUUUCUAAGGCGGGCUGUAAACCAUCAGGGGGGAUGGAAUGACCUAGAAAUUGCAGUCUACAAUUUCGAUCUACUAGAUUUGUAAAGUCAUCUCUCCAUAGCCACACAGAAGUACCUUUUCUUCGUCUUCCGUAAAAACAGAUCGACAAAGUUCUGGCGAACUGUCUUGACUUUCCUUUUUACAGUAGAAACUGAGCAGCUGAAAAUAAUUUGGCUGCUAGCAUAUACCCCAUUUUCCCUUCUAGAACAACACCCACACCUUUGCCGAUAUUCUCUUGGGACCAAGGUUUUGUGUAAAAUUGGUUCACUUUCUGUCUGUCACACGCACUUUUCUCCAAAACCGCGAAACCGAUUCGAACGAAAUGUGGUGGACAGAUGGCAACUAUGAAGUCCUACGCAUACAGUGAGUGACAUAAACUUGCGUGAAAUUUAAAGAAGAAUGUGGCCAUGUGGGAUAUCAAAUGAAAUGGCUCAAUUAGUAGUUUUCGAAACUAAUCCUAUUUUUGAAACUGGGUGAAACAUACGGGAGAUGAGAUGAACACAAAACUUUUACACCUAAAACGUCCAGCUUUCGGCAUUCCUACUUGUUUGUGUCUAUUGUAAUUAACUUCUUCACAUUUGCUAACAAUAUAGAUCGACCGUAUUCUGCGGUAAUUUCAACUGACAUACAAUUGGGUUUACCAUAAUAACAAUUUACUAAGUGAAUUAUCGAUUUAGAUGCCGCUUAGAAGCAAUAGUGACGAUUUAUGUAAAAGAAUUGUAAUAGCCACAUUUGAAACAUCGGUUCUAACUAAAGAUUACCCUAACAUAAUGUGUGCACUUUUGUAAAUAUUAACUAAUAAAGUAGAAGCUGCGAAAUUAGUACACCUUCGUCAAUUUCUCAUCUACUGCUUGCCUUUUGCUUUCUUCAUGCAAGAACCUUUCGCAUUGUUCUUUCAAUUAUUUGUCUAUUAAUACGAGUACAAUAGAUAUAUGCAUUUCGCUAUGUAUGUUACGCAUGUGUGAGGAUAGAAAUAAUAGAAAAAGGUAUGUAGAAAUAUAUUUGCUGUUAUCAUAGAGCAAAAGGAGUUCUAGUGAAUAUAAAUUCAAUUCGCAUUGUAAAAGAUAGACAUGUAACAUAGACAAAAAAGAUAGUAAAGUAGAAAUAUAUAUGAAAAAAGAAACAAACGAUGAUACCAAAGGACAUAUCAAAAUUCAUAUUCUAGAUUUAAGAGUGAACAAUCCAAUGAAUAUGUAAGAAUAUAGAAAAAAAGUUGAAGGGCUCAAAUAAAAUAUGGGAAACAUUUAGAGCAGAUAAUAGAACGUUAAAUUUAUUAAACUGUUUACUCUGGUUAUGUUUGUUGUAUGAUAUUUUAUUUGGAAACCAGUAAAAGGAUUUUUUUCCCAGCUCGCUCUCGCUAUGAAAUGUCUCAAUAACAUAUAUAUAUAUAUUUAGUUCACGAAAUCGAAUUAGAAUGAUUUUAAUAAAGUAUAGAAAAAAGCA